Messenger RNA from Arabis nemorensis, 180 nucleotides. The record is from the annotation of a GenBank genome assembly. Lineage: Eukaryota; Viridiplantae; Streptophyta; Magnoliopsida; Brassicales; Brassicaceae.
AUGGACCACCCUUGUGCUCGGCCAUGUGAAGUGGACUCUGAUGUGGAGCAAAAAUGGAGAAUGUUUGAGAUUAAGCAAGAUCGUGGUGAUGUGAUCAACACAAUUAGGUCGACAUCGCCUGGUGCAAACGGUUUUUGGGGAUUACGUGAUAUAGAGAGGUGCAAACGGUUCAAAUUCUGA